Molecule: messenger RNA, 2637 nt
Organism: Trichomycterus rosablanca
Lineage: Eukaryota; Metazoa; Chordata; Actinopteri; Siluriformes; Trichomycteridae
Product: glycerol kinase-like
Exons: 19
Coding region: 26-1594 (522 amino acids)
Biological process (GO): glycerol-3-phosphate biosynthetic process; glycerol metabolic process; phosphorylation
Cellular component (GO): mitochondrion
Molecular function (GO): glycerol kinase activity
Source: RefSeq, a predicted model, not a curated record
ACAGUCAGAGAAGCAGCCAGACAGAAUGACAGUGGAUCCGUUGGUUGGUGCUGUUGACCAGGGGACUAGCUCCACAAGGUUUCUGGUGUUUAAUGCUAAAACUGGUGAGCUGAUAAGUCAGCAUCAUGUGGAAAUCACGCAGAGUUUCCCCAAGGAAGGAUGGGUGGAAGAAGAUCCCAAUGAGAUUCUACAGUCUGUGUAUGAGUGCAUAGAAAGGACCAGCGAGAAACUCACUCAGCUCAACACAGAUAUAUCUAACAUUAAAGCAAUUGGAGUAACGAAUCAGAGAGAGACAACCCUGGUUUGGGAUAAAGAGACUGGGAAACCACUGUACAAUGCUAUUGUAUGGCUUGACCUGAGGACUCAAUCCACCGUAGAGUGUCUUAUCAAGAAAACACCUGGCAAGAAUAAAAACCAUCUAAAGCACAAGACUGGCUUGCCUAUCAGUACAUACUUCAGUGCAGUGAAGUUACGCUGGCUGAUGGACAAUGUGGCGGAAGUGAAGGAGGCGGUGCAAUCUCACCGUGCCCUGUUUGGAACUGUGGACUCUUGGCUGAUUUGGAGUUUGACUGGAGGAAAGAACGGUGGAGUUCACUGCACAGACGUCACCAAUGCAAGCCGCACAAUGCUGUUCAAUAUACACACCAUGGAAUGGGACCUAGAACUGUGCAAAUAUUUUGAUGUUCCUGUUGAAAUCCUCCCUGAAGUUAGAAGCUCUUCAGAGAUAUACGGCUACAUGAGUUCAAGUUCACUAGCAGGCGUGCCCAUCUCUGGGUGUUUGGGUGAUCAGUCAGCUGCUCUCGUGGGACAGAUGUGCUUCAAAGAUGGUCAAGCCAAAAACACUUACGGGACCGGUUGCUUCAUGCUCAAAAAUACUGGAGUCAAGCCUGUGAUGUCAGACCACGGCCUUCUCACAACCGUCGCCUACAAGCUGGGGAAAGAUCAGCCAACUUACUAUGCACUUGAGGGGUCUGUUGCCAUAGCUGGAGCAGUGGUGAGGUGGCUAAAGGACAAUCUAGGAAUCCUCAAAUGCACUUCUGAAAUAGAAAAGCUGGCUGCUGAAGCUGGAACAUCAUAUGGCUGUUACUUUGUUCCAGCAUUUUCUGGGCUAUAUGCACCCUACUGGGAACCUAGUGCUCGAGGAAUUAUUUGUGGCCUGACGCAGUUUACAAACAGGAGUCACUUGGCUUUUGCUGCACUGGAGGCGGUGUGCUUUCAAACCCGUGAGAUACUGGAUGCGAUAAAUCAAGACAGUGGCGUUCCACUCACCCAGCUGCAGGUAGACGGAGGGAUGACGUCUAAUAAAUUACUAAUGCAACUGCAGGCCGACAUCCUCUGCAUUCCUGUGGUAAGACCCACUAUGUCUGAGACCACCGCUUUGGGGGCAGCUAUGGCUGCUGGGUCAGCUGAAGGGGUCAAUGUGUGGAGCCUUAAUCCUGACAGCAUGACCUCAGUAACCUGUGAGAAAUACCAACCUCAAAUCCAACUAGAGGAAAGUGAAUGCCGUUAUGCAAGAUGGAAGAAAGCUGUCCAGAAAGCUAUGAACUGGGAAACAAUGGAGCCAGUUUUUAAUGACAGUGGUAAUCAGAACUAGAUCCAUGUGCUGCUGCUGCUAAUGGAAGAGGAACGUUCACUGGACCUAAUGAAUUUUCUCAGAAAAUAGUCCAGCCAUGUAAAGCCAGUCGACUUUAAGCUCACAUAGCUAGGAAAGUACAUCUUCCCAAUAGUCACUCACUGGGUGCUUUAUUGAUGAAACUGGAUGUCUAACUUUGCAUUUCUAAUAGACUUUAUCAACGGUUUCUUAACAUUAUUUUAAAAAAGGAUAUGAUCACAUUAAAUUGAUUUUAUGUGCAAAAUGAAAACAGUAAUUUUACCUGGUCGGGGUUGUGGCAGGAAACACUGGGCGCAGGGCAGCAGUCAGUUGCAGAGCUUUGGCCAAAACCCCUGCACUCAGACAUAGCCAGUCACUUCUGAUAUCGAUCCCUGACCGGUCGAUGGUGAGCUAGUGUAAUAGACAGCUGGAUCUCUUAUGCACCUACUAAAAACAUUAUAUAUGAUGUUAAGUUGAUAAAUAUAUUAUUUAAAUAUAGUUUCAGGCUUUAUUAAGUAACAUAAAACAGUAAUAUCAUGACCAAAACUAGAUUAAACAGUCACUAGCAUUCCAUUAUAGCUAAAUAUGCUAAUCAAAUCAAUCUCAAAACAAUUCUUUAUUACAACAUUAUUAUUGUAGUUAUUAUGAGUUCAACAGAGUCCUAAUUCAUACUGAGUUAUCAGCAGAACGUCUAAAUCAUUUUUGUUGAGAAGCAACAUAUCUACAUGUGUAGAGAUGAGGAUAAUUAAAUUACCCCUGCAGUAUGUUUUCCUGAGACAGUAUGCUGACUGCAAGUGUGCACAUUUUAGCAUGACACCACUAGCCGCUCUAAACUGACACUUGGUGUAAAUUUAAGGAUUGGAUUGGUGCCCUGUCCGUAGUGUAUUGCUGUCCAGAGCCCAUUGUUUGUUGGUGGUUCCAGACAUCUAACUCUGACCAGAAUAGUGUAAACAUUCAUCUCGAAUAAAGAGUAAAUUAUUUUGAAUUUAUUGUGCUGAAUUAUUAGUGUUAAACAAAUUUAAAUAAAACUAAUUAUACACAGAAAA